Messenger RNA from Spodoptera exigua (beet armyworm), 931 nucleotides. The record is from the annotation of a GenBank genome assembly. NCBI's taxonomy places the organism in Eukaryota, Metazoa, Arthropoda, Insecta, Lepidoptera, Noctuidae.
UAGCAGUUGUCAAAAUUUUUGUCCAAGACUGAGUGAAUCAACAGCUGUUUUACAUUUUUAUAUUAUAAUACUAAUUAAAACUGGGUAACGGACAGGUAGUUUUGUACUCUUUAUUCAGGUCAUGGUAGAGUUUAUUAGUCUUAGUGUUACAUUUGAACAUGAAACAAAGGGCUCGCUCAAUGCAAGGCGGCGAUGAUUUAGUGGCUUAUGCCAUGGGGAAGAAGGCAGAAGAUGGUGAUCAUAACGAAAUACAACUACACAGAAUAAAACCCCAAGAUCAUUUUAUUGAAGCACAAGUCCAGGAAGGAGACACCUUACAAGCUAUUGCGUUGCGUUUUUAUUGUUCUAUAUCAGAGUUAAAAAGAAUCAACCAUAUACACAAAGAUAAUGAAAUAUUUGCAAGACGAACAAUAAAGGUUCCUGUGACACCAUACUCUGUCCUGACAGAGCUCAUACCAACACAGCCCUCAGAUCCUGUGCCUGCAGCAUCAAACAAUACAUCACUCUCUGGUAUACAGGAACUGCUAAACACUAACCAUUAUAAUGAACAUAUGAAUCAAAAUAAUGUAUCAAUAAAUGCAUCUCCCAAGGAGGAUCUACAGUGCUCUAUAGAUUGUAACAGUGUUGUUAUGAACAGCACUUUAGCGCCAUCUGUUGUCCCAUACACGGACUCUGAGCAGAAUGAACAAGCAACAGAAGAUACUCAACUUUUGCCAAGCAAAGAGAAGAUAUCUGUUGAAGCGGUUGUGGUGAAAGAGUUGACUUCUCAUGGAGCUGACUUUGGACUGAAGUGGUUCCAUUUAGUGUGCUGUAUGCUCAUUCUAGGUGUUGUGAUACCUCUUGUGUAUGUUAUGUUUUAUUUAGACAAACAUGAACAUUCAGAAACUGACCUUCCACCAUUACACUCCAAUCGAUGACUGACUGAUACAUG